AAAUUUCACAGAACUGUCUCUUUAAGCGACCUGCAGUAGGAAACUGUCCAAAUGUCUUCACGGCUCACGGAAAUCACACAUUCAGGCUGCAUCUCCUCGAGCUACGAUCACUAAGGGUUUAGACCAGAUACAGUCAUCAGAAGAAAUUUCUGCUCUCCGCUGCAGCGCAGAAGGGAGGACAGAGAGGCUGCUGAUGCUGAGUGUUAUACUCUUCUUCCAAUGCGGCAUCAUGAUAGGGCUACGGGACAUCAGGAGAUGUGACUUUGCUUAGGAAACUCAAACCUGGCUCACGACUACACACGAUUUUUACUCAUUUGGAGGAUUUAAGCUGGAGGACUAAUAUCGUGGAAGUCGGGCAGCUGUGAAAUGUGUGAACUCUUUGACAGUGGGACGGAAAACGGCGCGCAGAGGACAGAAACAACCCUUCUCCUGCUGCACUAUCCCUGUGCUCGGUGGAGAAGAUAGUCCGAUGAAAGUGCCUGUGCUGGGACUCAAAGCAGCAACGACAUGGACAGCUGUCCAGACCUCUGGUUGCCAUGGGUGAAAGUUCAUCACGAGUGCAUUGGCCUAAGGUCCUACCAGGUGUCCCCCUUCACAUCUGUCCAUGAUGUCAAACAGCUGCUUUACGAGGAGACUAACCUCCCCAUCAAAGAGCAACGCCUGCUUCACAACAGGAGGAUGCUGGAUGACAGUGUGAAGAUUGGCAACUUGGUGGCUUCUGGGAGUCCUGAAGUGUCCUUCACUCUGGAGGGAAGAGGCCUAAAAGGAGGAGGGAGGUUUGGACAGACUACGCCUCCACUGGUGGAGUUUUUAAAGGAUAUCCUGAGAAGAUAUCCUGAAGGUGGACAGAUUCUGAAAGAGCUGAUCCAAAAUGCAGAGGAUGCUGGAGCCACAGAAGUCAAGUUUCUGUACGAUGAGACAGAAUACGGCGUGGAGUCCCUGUGGUCACCUGACAUGGCUCAGCAUCAAGGAACAGCCUUGUAUGUCUACAACGAUGCUGUGUUCACUGUGGAGGACUGGAAUGGGAUCCAGGAGAUUGCGAGGAGCAGGAAGAGAGAUGAUCCACUGAAAGUUGGACGGUUUGGGAUUGGCUUCAACUCUGUAUACCACAUUACAGAUGUUCCCAGCAUAUUUAGUGGAGACCAGAUUGCCAUGCUUGACCCCCAUCAGACCCUGUUUGGGGUGAAUGAGUCUGGGCAGUGUUGGAAUUUGAAGGUGGACAGUAAGGAGAUCACAGAACUAGCCGACCAGUUUGCACCUCACCUCGGGAUGUUUGGGAGUUGUGAGAAAACUCUAAAGGAUGGCAGCUUUCCAGGAACCCUGUUCCGCUUCCCCCUUCGUGUAAAACCCUCCCAGCUCAGCAGCAACAUUUACAACAAGGAGAAGGUUUUAGAACUCUUUGAGUCUUUUAAGGCUGACGCAGACACAGUGCUGCUGUUUCUGAAAAGUGUUCAGAAGAUCUCGUUACAUGUGCGAGAGUCUGACGGUACUGAACGCAUGUUGUUUCAGAUUACAGCAACAGAGAAUACCGAUGAUAAGCUUGAAAGGCCACAUGCACUCAAGACAUUGGGUCGUGCUGUGGACAGCUACAGCAAUGGAGUUCCCAGUUCCACCAUCACAUGCGUCACUUACCAGGUCAGCAUAGAGACUCUGGAUGAAACUGCUAAAGAGACUCAGAGAAUGACGUGGCUGGUUUGUAACGGAGUUGGGGGAAGAGGGAUGUGUGCUGAGUUGGACUCUCUUGCAGACGAUUUGAAGUUCAUGCCUAUAAUCGGGAUUGCUUUGCCUCUUACUGUGGUCGACAAAGAGGACAAAGGAGCCACGUCGGGUUUCUCAGGACGGGCUUUUUGUUUCCUACCUCUUCCACCAGGGGAAGAGAGUGAGACUGGGCUUCCAGUUCAUGUCAGCGGUUUCUUUGGCCUCACGGACAAUCGUAGGAGUAUCAAGUGGAGGGAAGUGGACCAGUGGAGGGAUCCAGCUGCCUUGUGGAAUGAGCUGCUGAUAAUCACUGUCAUCCCUAGGGCUUAUUUUGUUCUCAUAAUGGAAGCUAUAACUAGGGUACAGACAAAAAAGGACCAAGACUUCCCUUUGACCCCCACAGAGACUUAUAGGGCAUGGCCAGACCCGAAGCAGGUCAAGUCUCGCUGGACUCCCAUUCUGCAACCACUCUUUCAAGAAUUACUGCAGCAGCCAGUCAUCUAUUCCCUCAGUGAGAGCUGGAUUGGAGUCAGCCAGGUUGUGUUUUCAGAGCUGGACUCGGACAACGACAUUUCAGAGACGGUGAUCAACUACCUCCAAAGCUCAGAAAUGCAGGUGGCGAAGGUGCCGGCUGCAGUGGACUCUGUCCUGGCUGCCUACAUGGUAAAGUCAACAGACGUGAAGAAAGUAACGCCAUCCCUGCUGCGGCAGACAAUCCGAAAGUCCAAACCCAAAGGCUCCUCGCUGGAGAAACUGAUGCUGCUGGAGUUUGUGCUCAGUGAUGCCAAUUACAGCGAUCUCAUAGGACUUGAGCUGCUGCCGCUGCAAGAUGAGACCUUUACAACGUUUUCUUCCUCUGUCAGUGAAAAGGAUGCUGUUUACAUCGCAUCUGAAGAGUACCCCAGAUCUCUGUACCCAGGACUCGAGCAUCGGUUCAUACAGGAGAACAUAAAGCCCUCGGUGAUGGAGAGUUUGAAGAAAGCUGCUAAAAGCAGAGUGCAACAGUUUCUUUGGGGAUGCUCAGGACGACCCUGCACUCAGCUGCAAGUGUUGAACGCUGAACGAUCAGCUCGACUCAUCAAGGAGAUCCUGUCCACAGCCUGGCCAACAAGAGACUUCAGCGUUGAGUGGGAACCAGGAAACCGAGAGCAGAAGCAUCCUACAGUUUCCUGGUUAAGGAUUGUUUGGAAGCAACUUUACAUCAACUUUGCAGAUGACCUUAAUACCUUUGAAGACAUGCCUUUGAUUCCACUUGUGCCACUUAAAGAAAGCACGGACACAACUAAACUUCUUCGUCUCAAAACCCCCUCGCCCAUAAUUCACAUGGAUGAUGAAGAGGCACCAUUUCCUGAAAACCUUCUUGGCAUUGUGGAAAAACUUGGAGGAGUCGUGAUAAAAAAGCUGGAUUUGUGUUUGCAGCACCCUUUGCUCAAGAAUUACAUCCACCCAUGCUCUCCUGGUAUGCUUCUGCAGAUCAUGAACAGACUUUCAACACAAAAAUUAUCCAGCACAGUCGCUUCUUUCUCAGCGGCAGAAAAGACUGUGCUCAGACACUUUCUCGCAGGCCUCUCUGACAUCACAGAGAGGGAAAAGCAUACCCUACUCGAUCUCUCUAUCUUUGAGAAAGUAGGAGCCUGCUCUGAAGGUACCUCAUCGUUCACAUCACUGAGGGGCGCAAGAGCUUUGCAUCACAGAGCCAAGUACCCACCAGAUGUAAAACUGUCAGAAAAUCUUGCGGCUUGCUGUGAUGAAGAAUCUAUUCGUCUCAUCAAAAUGGUUAACGUUGAACAGGUGAAAACAACAGAAUGUUUGAAGAUUAUUAUUCAGGACAUUGAGAGGGAAUUUUACUCAAAAGAUGAAACAACCCAAAUCAUGCUUUGGGCUCUUAAACACCUGUCAUUCUUAAAGAACGAAAAUCCAUCUGUGAUAGGGUGGAUCUCUGCACUUAAAUUCAUCGAGUUGCCUUGUGGAAAGUCUGUAAAAGCCUCAGAUCUUUUUGACCCUGAACUUGAGAUUCUACAGCAUCUUUUUUACAUGGAAGAAGAAAUCAGGUUUCCUACAAGUACAUACAAUACAUCCCCUGAUAUCCUCCAUUCACUUAGACAACUGGGGCUUAGAAAUGAGGUACAGGUCAGUGAAAAGGAUGUGCUCAAAGUGGCAAGAAAGAUAGAUGAGCUGCAAAGCAGCAACGAACCAGAGUGGGACUUAAUAAUCAAAAAAGCAAAGACACUCCUGCAAAUACUUAACAAACAGACCAAGCUGAUAAAAUCAGCAGAUGCUCAGGCAUCACUCUUAAAAGUGAAAUGGGUACCUGUAUGCAAAGAAAGACCCCUGACGUACCCCAAAUCCCUCGCUUGGGUUGGAGACUCUCUCAAUAUCUGUUCUGUCUCUGAGAUGUGUGAAUUAUCCCAUGCAGUGCUCGUGGGUUCUUCAGUGGCACUGGUUGAACACACAUCUGCAGGUAUGAAGAAAGCACUGAAACUCACUAUAGAGCCACAAGUGGAUCAAGUACUGCAGCACCUGAAAGCUGUGAAUGACUGGCAUAAAUCUCAAGCAUUUACCACAGAGGACUGGUAUCAGUUUCAGCAGAUUUUGUUUGAGAUUUAUGGCUUCAUGCAGGCUCAUCUUGAGGAUGCAAGAGAAGCAAUGAAAUCACUUCCUUUUGACUGGGUGUGGACUGGAAAGACAUUCUCAUCACCUGGCCAGACUGUCCUGAAACCCCUCCCUGAUCUAGACUUGCAGCCUUACCUGCACUCUCUGCCCAAGACGAUGAGAAAGUUUCACAAGCUCUUCAAGUUUUGUGGCUCAGUUGAAGAGGUUGUCCCAAACCACGUGUUUGAUGUCAUCACCACAAUUCAAAAAAGAUGUGAAGAAGAGAUGAAUAAGCAGGAAAGCAAGCACAACAUCUUGCUUUUGAUCAACAUCCUAAGAUGGCUGUACAACAAUCAAAUACCAGUGGACACUAAUAUGCACGUGCCAAUUCUUUGUUACAAAGAUCUGAGCAAACUGGUGAUGAAACCUAUUCACGAAUGCACCUACUGUGACAUCAAAGUUGAUGAUUUAAACGACUUACUUGAAGAUGCCUCAGAACCAAUUAUACUGGUUCAUGACGACAUCCCAAUGAAAACGGCAGAAUGGUUGAAAGUACCAUGUUUGAGUACAAGGCUGAUCAACCCAGAGAAUCUUGGCUUUGAACAAUCAGGCCAACAAGAACCUCUGACAGUAAGGAUAAAGAACAUCUUGGAGGAAUAUCCAUCAGUAGCAGACAUUUUUAAAGAGCUCCUCCAGAAUGCUGAUGAUGCCAGUGCGAUAGAGUGCAGUUUCCUCAUUGACAUGAGAAAAAACACCGAAAUUCGUGAGAAUCUCCUCGACCCUGGCAUGAUUGUUUGCCAUGGACCUUCCUUGUGGUCUUUCAACAAUUCUACGUUCACAGACACCGACUUUCUGAACAUCACAAGGCUUGGCGGAUCUGUGAAGAGAUGUGAAGCAGACAAAGUUGGCAAGUUUGGCUUGGGUUUCAACUCUGUUUACCACAUUACUGAUAUCCCAAUCAUAAUGAGCAGGGAGUUCAUGAUCAUGUUCGAUCCAAACAUCAAUCACAUCAGCAAACACAUCAGAGACAGGUCCAAUCCAGGGAUCAAGAUUAACUGGAGCAAACAGCAAAAAAGGCUGAGAAAAUUUCCCAAUCAGUUCAGACCUUUCAUUAAUGUUUUCAACUGCCAGCUGCCUUUAACUCAGGACUCACCUUACAAAUACAAUGGUACUCUGUUCAGACUCCCCUUCAGAACAGAGCAGGAGGCAUCAGUGAGUGAGAUUAGUCGUCUGUACUACAAUACCACAGAUAUCUACUCUCUGGUUGACGAGUUUAGCAUAUGUGGACAUCGGUUCAUUCUUUUCACUCAGCAUGUUGGAAGUAUGGUAUUAAAAUACCUGAAAUAUGAGGAACCAAACCCAGCAGGUGCACAGGAUGUUGUCACAAUCAACAAAAGUGUUUGGUCAAGCAAAGCCUCAUACGGACCUCUGAGCAUCCUGAAAUCUGCAGCAAAAGUUAUGAAGAAAGUAGCAAGCACCAAUAAGGUUCCCUCUGACAUACCCAAAUCUGGCUGCAUCAUACGUAUUAUGGUGGAAGAGUUUCAUAAUGUGUUCAAGCACAUUGUUGAUCUCCACUCUCCGCUGUUUCGAGGUUCAGAGGAAGAUCCCAAUCAGUACUUUGAAAUGGCAGCUAAAGGUGUCCAGACAAGAAGACUGACGGAUGAAAUACCCCAGAAGGCAGUUGAGGUCACCAACUGGCUCAUUUGCUCAUGCAUGGACGUGAACGAGGCACUCAAGUUUUCUCUUAGUGACAGUGGAAAAAGACUUGGACUUGUACCUUGUGGAGGGGUUGCUGUUCUUCUCUCCGAGGCAGGUAAUCGCAAAUGGACUGUAAAGACAAGUGCGACUCCAGUUGGAGAAGUAUUUUGUUAUUUGCCCCUCAGAAUCAAAACAGGCUUGCCAGUUCAUAUCAAUGGCUGCUUUGCUGUUACUUCCAACCGCAAAGAGAUCUGGAAGACUGACACCAAAGGACAGUGGAAUUCUGUCUUCAUGAGACAUGUCAUUGUUCAAGCCUACUUAGCAGCACUCACAAUGCUGCGGUCAAUGGCUGAAAACGGAGAACUGAUUGAGUACAGCUACUAUGCAACAUGGCCGGAUCCGAGUCAGGUACACGAUGAUUUUAUUCUGAUCAGCCAGGGCAUCUACCAAGAAAUAGCCAAGGGAGGUGACCGUGAACAUGGAAAGGUUUUCUCUGACGGAAAAUCCUGGGUGUCAAUCAAAUACGUCAGAUUUCUUGAUGACACCUUACUCUGCCGACCAGACAUUGGUCCUGCUGCUUUCAAGAUAUUCCUAAAAUACCUCAAGAAGAGUGGCUCUCAAAACCUCUGUGCUGUUGAACUGCCUGACUGGGUGAAGGAGGGAUUUGAUGAUGCUGGAUGUAAAGGAAAAUUGAUGGAAAACACACUGACAGAGGAGCAGUUCUUUUCAGACGUCUUUUUUCCUCACAUACAGGAAAUUGAUAAAGAGCUUCGAGAUCCCCUGAUGCAUUACGUUUUAAACGAGAAACUGGAAGACUUCGAAUCAAUUCUACGAGUCACCCCUUGUAUCCCUUGUUCUGGCCCCACCAAAGAACUGGUUUUGCCUUCCAAACUCAUUCACCCAGAGGGUAGAGUUGCUAAACUUUACAUCGCUGAUGAUGGAAGAUUUCCUGAAGGGACCUCCAAAGACUAUGUAAACCCUGUGUGUUUAGUGAAGCUAGUGCAACUGGGCAUGGUUAAAGAUGAUCUAUCGUGGGAGGACAUAGUUGAGCGAGCUCAUUCUGUUAUUGACCUCAAUGACUGUGAUCAUACAGCUGCAUGCUUCCGUAGCAGUAUACUACUCAGUCUCAUUGAUGAGAAGCUGAAGAUGAGAGAUGCAGAAGCAGACAGACACUUAGAGACACUACAGGACAUCAAGUUUCUUCCAUUUCUGACAAGACCUGCAGGAUUCUCGUUACCAUGGCAUGGGAACAGCUUUUCCCCAACGACGAUCUUCUCUCCUCGAGAACUCUUCACAACUGAACAUCAGGACACAGUGUGUUUGAUGAAGCCAAUCCUAAAUGAGAAUUCCCCAUCCUUCAAAGGCUGCGGUGCUAUGUCGUUGGCUGUGAAAGAUGGUCUAGGCCUAAUAAGGAAGCCCCCAGUUGAACUUGUCAUCAAUCAACUUAAGAAACUUUCUCAGUCAUUUGAUGGUGUCACUCUAUAUCAGGAAAACAUAACAAAUGCCUGUUACAAGUACCUUCAUGAGGAAAUGCUUCAGGAUGACAAUAUGAAAAUUCAGAUAACUCAAGAACUGGAAGCAUUUAACUCUAUCUUGGUGGAGAACACUUAUGUGAGUCCCUCCAAAGUUGCUUUCCACCUUAAUUUUGAGGCAGCUCCCCAUCUUUACCAGCUCCCAAACAAAUACAGAAACAGCUGCCGUGAGCUCUUUGAAAGUGUUGGUGUUCAGCCUAGCUUCAAAGUUGAGGAUUUCUCAGCAGUUCUUGAGGCGGUGAAGCAAGGGUGCGGACGAAAGAUUCUCACUGAGGAAAACUUCCAAAUGUGUCGCAGAAUCAUUAGUGAAGGAAUAUGGAGCUUAAUACGAGAUAAGAACCAAGAGUUUUGCCAAGCAAAUUAUGGUGGGAUUUUGUUACCAGACUGCAAUCUAAUGCUGCAGCCAUCAAAAUCUCUCUGCUACAAUGACUGCCCUUGGAUCAAAGUCAGAGACUCUUCUGUGAAGUACUGUCAUGGGGACAUUCCAAGAGAAGUUGCUGUAAAAUUAGGAGCAGUCCCAAAACGACACAAAGCAUUGGAGAGAUAUGCUUCGAAUGUCUGCUUUAAUCCUCUUGGCAGUGAGUUUGGACAGAAAGAAAAACUCACAAGCAGAAUUAAAAGCAUCCUCAAUGCCUAUCCAUCAGAGAAAGAAAUGCUUAAAGAGUUGCUUCAAAACGCAGAUGAUGCCAAAGCCACAGAAAUCUACUUUGUAUUUGAUGCAAGAACACACGCCACAGACAGAAUAUUUGAUGACAAAUGGAUUCCAAUGCAGGGCCCCGCCCUCUGUGUAUAUAACAAUCAACCAUUUACAGAGGAUGACAUUCGAGGUAUUCAGAAUCUAGGAAGAGGAACAAAAGAGGCAAAUCCAGGCAAAACUGGCCAAUAUGGGAUAGGAUUUAACUCUGUCUAUCACAUAACUGACUGCCCAUCCUUCAUCUCAAACAAUGACAUUCUCUGCAUCUUUGAUCCACAUGCACAAUAUGCACCUGGAGCUACAUCUGUAAGUCCUGGAAGAAUGUUCAGAGACUUAGAUUCUGACUUUAGAUCCCAAUUUUCAGAUGUUUUGAAUCUAUACCUGGGAGCUCAUUUUAAACUAGAACGCAGCACAAUGUUCAGAUUCCCCAUUCGCUCCAAAGAUAUGGCAAAGACCUCAGAGAUCAGUUCUGUACCAGCGUCUGACAGAAUGGUCCAAAACCUAUUGGAUAAGCUUAAAACAGAUGGUGCAGAGCUACUCAUGUUUCUCAACCACAUGGAGAAAAUAUCAAUCUGUGAGAUUGAUAAUUCAUCUGAUGAACUUAAAGUGCUGUAUUCUGUGACAGCUAAAAUAACAGAUGGCGAUAGACUUAAACGCAAACAGUUUCAUGCCUCUGUUAUUGAUAGCGUUACCAAAAAGAAGCAACUCACUGCUAUCCCAGUCCAACAGAUAACCUACACAAUGGACAUAGAGGACACGGAUGGAAAUUUGACCUCAUGGAUGAUCUGCAACAGAUCUGGAUUCCCUGACAUUGAAAAUGUUUCAAAAAGUGUGAUUUCAGCCCAUAAAAAUGAAGACAUAACUCUGUUUCCACGUGGAGGUGUGGCUGCAUGUGUAAGCCACAACUACAAAAAGCCCCACAGAGCCUUCUGCUUUCUGCCCCUUUCACUGGAGACUGGCUUGCCUUUUCAUGUCAAUGGGCAUUUUGCCCUAGAUUCAGCUAGAAGAAACUUAUGGAGGGAUGACAAUGGAGUAGGAGUGAGGAGUGACUGGAAUAACAAUUUGAUGACAUCACUUAUAGCUCCAGCUUGUGUAGAACUGCUGAUUCAGCUAAAGCGACGAUACUGUCCAGGUCCUGAUCCCACCAUGACUAUAUUACAAGGAACACCUCUUCAUGUUGUGAAAGAUACAUUGCGAAAAUAUUUGUUUUUCUUUCCAGCCAAUCGACUUGACAUACAGCCAGAUUGGUACUGCCUGGUGAAAGCGGUGUAUAACUGUAUCCAUGCUGAUCUAAAGCGUUUGCUUCCCGUUGUCAGAACAGCACAGAUGGACAACUCUGACGUUCACUCUGUUAUUUACAUUUCGUGGGUGAAUACGUCCACUACAAACAAAAGCAGAGCCUUCUUUGAUAAUCUGCUUCAAGAUGAGCUUCAACACGUGAAAAACACAGAAUACAACUUAACAUCCAGGAAAUCUGUGGCUGAAAAUGUCUAUAGGCUGAAAGCCCUUCUUCUUGAUAUUGGUUUCAACCUGAUUCACAGUUGCGAUGAAACAGCAAACCUCUACUUGUGUUUGCAGGAUGCAGGGAUUCCAGUCAGUUAUGUAACACCAAAUGACGUUCGCAACUUUCUUCACACAUUCUCAUCCCCAGACACUUCUUGUCAUGUUGGAAAACUCCCCUGCCGUCUCCAGCAGUCUAACUUUAAGCUAGUUCAUCAUCUAAAGCUUCUAGUUGACUACUGUUUUAAAGACGUAGAAGAGGAGGAGGUCAAAAUAGAGGGUUUGCCUCUCUCGAUAACAAUGGACAACAUGCUUCAUGUGUUCGACUCUAAGAGACCAAAGUUUCUGACAACACACCAUGAACUAAUACCAUCAAGGAAAGAAAUGUUUAUGAACACAUUGUACAUAAAGUACAGCAAGAUGUUGUCGAGAGCAGGUGUUGCAAAGAACUUUGACAUCAGCAGCUUUGGUGACCUGCUAGGGUCAGUUCUACUUAGAGAAUAUCGAACAAAGAUCCCUGUAAAAUGGAAGGAUACCUUCCCAAGUGACUCUUGGCUGAAAAAUGUGUGGAACUUUGUCAGUGAGAAUAUAGCCCUUAAGGAAGAUCAAGUGGACUUAAAACCCAGCUUUGACACAGUACUUGACAUUCUGAAAGACUGGGCUUUGCUACCUGGAAUCAAAUUCAUGGCAAGAGAGAAACUUGUUGUCCCAGAUCAUGACGUGCUUCUUCCUCUAAGCUUGAUGCAUGUAGCCAUAUUUCCACAAGGCCAAAAUGACAAAGUCUUUCACACUCUAAUGAAGGCAGGGUGCAUCCAGCUUGCUGUAAAUAAAAUCUGUAGUAAAGACAACCAAAUGAUGCCUUUACUGGCACAACACACUGCAAACAUUGAAAAUCCAUCAAGCAUUCUCAAAGCCAUGGAGUACAUGAUUCAGACAUCUGCAUUCAAAACAGCAAACCUGACUGAUAAGGACUUUGAAGCUCUUCUGUUGUAUUUUAACUGCAACCUGCCUAGUCUCUCGCAACAAGAUGCACAGAGUCUGAAACUGCUCCCAUGCUUUAAGUCAGUUAGUGGCAAAUACAUCAGCAUUGCAAACUACACAGCAAACUAUGUUCUUGCAAAAAGUAUCCCAACUGUGGACAUAGAAAAAUGGACCCAGACAACCUCUUUUGCAUUUCUUGCUGAUAGUCCACAACUGAAAGAACUGUACACCUUCCUUGGAUGUGUGUCAAUCAAUGACCUAGAAAUGUAUCUUCAUCACCUCCUGCCAAAAUUUGACAGUCUUUCAUAUGAUGCCAAAGCUGAACACGUUGUUUAUUUGAAGGAGAGACUUAUGUCCAUUGAGGAGUCUUGCAAGAUGAAGGAUCAGCUUUAUGAGAAAUUAGAGGGACUAUCGUUUAUUCACGACUCCUCAAACAGACUCAGGUCAGCCAAGUUUUUCUACGAUGAAACAGUGAAGGUGUUUGAAGUUAUGUUACCUGCAAAGUCAUUCAUACCAAGUGACUUUUUUAAGAAAGUAGAGCAAGUGACAAAGCCAAAGAAUGGGACACUGUUGCUGACCUCUUGGAUAAUCUUUCUGAGAAAUAUUGGUCUCAAGCAUGAAGUUUCACAGCAACAAGUUCUUCAGUUUGCAAAAGAGGUCAGCAUCAAAGCCCAAACAGAGAGUUGGACCCAAGAAAAAGUGCAAAUCAUUGUUGAUGUUCUUUUGAACCACAUCUUCAAAGAAAGGACAGACCUGUUCCAGGGAACCUUUCUCAAGGAACUUUCAAUGGUGCCGUUUCUCUGCCCUGAGAGAGCUCCCAAAGAACUUAUCAAGCUUCAUACUCAAUACCAAGAAAUGAGUGGCACACUUCCUCUAAUUCGCUUCAGUGGGUCUCAGGUAAACCCAAAAUUCAAACAGACAGACAUUAUAAAUUUGCUUUGGACAUCUUGUCCAAUCCUACCUGAAAAAGCUACACCUUCAAGCAUAACAGAUCAAGAAGACAUCACCAUGACUGGACAGGAACAGCUUGACCAAGUUCUGAGCAUGCUAGGUGUUAACUUGGAUCCACCACUGGAGAAAGUCAUAAGCAACUGCAGGAACAUCUGCAACAUAUCCAAUCCAGAUGAUGAAAUGGUAAAAACAAGGAACAAAGUUUUAAGAUCCACAUAUGAGUUCCUCAGUGCAGAUAAACGAGAUUUUCGGCACCUACUUCGUGGGGUGGCCUUUGUUAUGGUUGAAGAUGGCUGGAAAUUGCUAAAACCUGAAGAAGUGGUCAUCAAUUUAGAUACUGAAUCUGAUUUCAAGCCAUACUUGUAUAAAUUACCUCUAGAACUUGGCACCUUCCAUCAACUUUUUAAACUUCUUGGCACAGAGGAUGUUGUGUCAACUAAACAAUAUGUUGAAGUGCUGUGGAGAAUUUACAGGAUUUCAGAAGGAAAACAGCUCGACCCAAAUGAAAUGAGAACCGUGAAAAGAGUUGUUUCAGGAUUGUUCAAGUCUCUUCACAAUGAUCCAGUUGAAAUUCACAAAGACCUUGAGAGUCUCAGAGAAUUGAUAUUUUAUCUGCCAAGUCACGAUGGUAGACUAUCAAAAUCCAACACCUUAGUAUUUGAUGAUGCUCCACACUACAAAAGCAGAAUCCAGGGUAAUGUUGGAGUUCAGAUGCUUGUGGACAUGAGCCAAUGUUAUCUGGGCAAAGACCAUGCUUUCCAUACAAAGCUAAUAAUGUUGCUGCCUCAGAAACUAAGACCUAGACUGUUGAGUAGCAUUCUUGAAGAGCAGCUUGAUGAGGAUUCUCCAAAAAUGUGUCAGUUCGGAGCUCUUUGCUCUCUACAAGGCCGCAUUCAACUGCUGCUGUCAUCAGAACAGUUCAUCACAGGCUUGAUCAGAAUAAUGAAACAUGAGAAUGAUAAUGCUUACCUUGUGAAUGAGGAAAAAGCCAUACGUCUGUGUAAAGCACUUUGUGAAGGACUCAAAGUGUCCUGUUUUGAGAAACUCCAAACAACUUUAAGAGUGAAAGGAUCCAGUCCCAUCCCACACAGUCGCAGUGAAACUCUUGCUUUCCUGAAAAGAUAUGGGACAGCUGUGAUUCAUCUCUACAUCCAGCAUUCUGACAACAAAGAUAUCAACUUUCUUCUGGCACUUGCUAUGACACUCAAGUCUGCAACUGACAAUUUGAUUUCUGACACAUCCUAUCUCAUUGCCAUGCUGGGUUGCAAUGACAUCUACAGAAUCACAGAGAAACUCGACAAUCUUGGUGUCAAAUAUGACUCAACGGAACCCUCAAAGCUCGAGCUACCCCUCCCAGGAACCCCAAUACCAGCUGAGAUACACCAUACUCUGCUCAUGGAUCCAAUGAAUGUUUUCUAUCCAGGAGAAUAUGUGGGUUACCUUGUAGACUCAGAAGGAGGAGACAUAUAUGGAUCCUAUCAACCCACAUAUACCUAUGCUAUCAUUGUACAAGAAGUAGAAAGAGAAGAGGAGGAAAACACAAGUUUCCUUGGAAAAUGCUUCCAGAUUGACAUAGGUUACAGUGAAUAUAAAAUUGUCAGUUCCCUUGACUUGUAUAAAUUUUCAAGACAAGAAGAAAGCACCCAUGUCCAAGAUACUGUUCCACCAACUCCUUCAAGCCCAGAAAGCCGAUCCCCAGGUCUACGAAUGUUACCUCCUCUCUUCUCCGGCAAAGAAAACCUCCGACCUCCUCCUCAAAAAUCAUGCCCUAAAAAGCUCAAGCUUCAUGCAUUGCCUGAGAUCCUAAAAGAAGUGACCUUAGUGGUUGAACAAGCUUGGAAGCUUCAAGAGACGGAGAGAAAAAAGAUCAUCCGACGACUUUAUCUCAAGUGGCAUCCAGAUAAAAAUGCAGAGAAUCUGGACGUUGCCACAGAAGUUUUCAAGCACUUGCAAAAUGAGAUCAAUAGAAUGGAGAAACAGACUUUGGCUGAUCAGCAGAAUACUGACAGGACUUCCAGAAGAUCUUUCUCUACAUCAUCAACUCGUUUUCAGUCAGAGAAAUUUUCAUUUCAAAGAUUUUAUUCGUCCUGGAACCAAGAAGCAACUAGUCACAAGUCAGAAAGACAACAGUUCAGGGCACAUUACACAAGCUAUGCAGGUUCAUCGCAUUCACAUCGUUUCUUUGUACCUCCAACUUUUAAAACGGUUGGAAACCCUGUAGAGGCCCGCAGGUGGCUGAGGCAAGCCAGAGCAAACUACUCUGCUGCUCGCAAUGAUCUUCAUAAAAAUGCUAAUGAGUGGGUUUGUUUUAAAUGCUACCUAGCCACAAAACUUGCACUGAUAGCUGCCGACUAUGCCGUGAGAGGAAAGUCUGACAAGGAUGUAAAACCAACUGCACUUGCCCAAAAAGUGGAGGAGUACAAUUCCCAUUUAACAGGCCUUGCCAGUGAUGUUCAGAUCCUCGAAGGAUAUGGUGUAGAUAGUCUGAGAACUCGCUACCCUGACCUCCUGCCAUUUCCGCAGAUUCCCAAUGACAGAUACACAUCAGAGGUGGCAAUGAGAGUGAUGGAGUGUACAGCACGGAUUAUCAUAAAGCUUGAAGCUUUUGUGCAGCAAAAAAUAUGAUGCCAUUUCUAAAUAGGAGUAUGGAUUUAAUAGCUCCUGUGGCUGUGUGCAAUACACAUCACAAAGACAUUGCUGGCAGCUUGUGGUACAUAUGCAGUUUCUAUCUGUGGCGGUGGAGCAGUGGCCCAUGCACACUAGAUAAAUGUAUGGCUUCCAUAACAUGUUGGUCUGCAGACCUACAUAUGCUGUACAUACAGAUGCCUCAGCAAUAUGUUUUUGUUUACCAAAGUCCCCAUACUGACAAUACCUGCUCUGAGUUUGAUUGAGAUAUAUGCUACUUUUUUACUUUAUCUUUAUAUAUAAAAACACAAAAUAGUAUAUUUUCUUGCUAAAAACAAACAAGAAAACAAUUUUAAAACAAUACAUCUGUCAGUUUCAGUAAAACAUGUCAAAUAUGUUCUUCUUUCUCAGUUACUCAACAUGCAAAAUGUAAUCAUGUUUGUAAAUUUUCUUUUUUUGUACUUUUCUGUUUGUUUUCUGCUAAUUUCUGUAAAAGUCGUACAUUUCCUGUAACAUAGUCAAUAACCUGUUUAUGGACAGAGCACUUUUUUCUUAAUCUCAUGUUCUUGCAGACGCACUCAUGUAGCACUAGACAGUCCAGGAAAUUGGGAGAAUCCAACUGUGAAUAGAAACAUGUUGUGUGUUUGUUUUAAACUGAAAGUUUCUAUCUUUGUUAAUCUUUUUGGGAAUGAGGGGUUUAUUUUGCAUCGUUGGCUGAUCAGAUGAACCAUGUACCUGCAUUUAAAGCUGAGGAGUACAUUGUCUCGCUUUGGCAACUUAAAGUGCAGAAACAAAAGCAACUGCGCAAAUAACUUUUCCCUUUUUCUACAGAAUAAAACUUAGUGAGAGAUUGUAAAAAAAAAAGAGCCAUAUAAUGUUUUAAUGUGGGCACGAUCACAAUAUGUGGCAUUAGCCAGAUUGAAACCAUCCCCAUACAUUUGUUAUGAUGUGUACUUCUCUGUUUAAGGAACAUUCAGUGUGACAUCACCAUGCAUUGGCAGUUGUGUGUUUUUUACGACUUUACCGACCUCAUUUGACUUUGGUUGAAAUGACUACAUGCACACUGGCCACACAACAACAUACUGUGGGUUUUCUGUGUUCAUUUUUAAUGAAAUGUGAUUUAAAAUGUGCUUCUUAGGAUCUGUUGUAUGUCCUGGAACAAACAUUGGGUAGCAUCAAUAAUGUGCACUGUGCCAUAGAAAGGCUAAAUAAAUUACCUUAAAUAAACUUGAGAAAUUUG
Messenger RNA from Nothobranchius furzeri (turquoise killifish), 15511 nucleotides. It is a transcript of the gene sacs, whose product is annotated as sacsin molecular chaperone. The record is from RefSeq and is a predicted model, not a curated record. NCBI's taxonomy places the organism in Eukaryota, Metazoa, Chordata, Actinopteri, Cyprinodontiformes, Nothobranchiidae. Gene Ontology annotation, molecular function: Hsp70 protein binding.